This is a messenger RNA of Geodia barretti, 4745 nucleotides long. The record is from the annotation of a GenBank genome assembly. NCBI's taxonomy places the organism in Eukaryota, Metazoa, Porifera, Demospongiae, Tetractinellida, Geodiidae.
UUGACCCGAGGGGCGCCGCUCUGAGCCGAGCGCGUGGAGCCGGAAAGAGAGGAGAAUGGAGGCAAAGACGGCCCAAUCAGACGCUGCAGAAUCUGCAGAGGAGGCGGACGAGCUGGGAAACACGCAGGAGGAGAAGUUGUCAGUUCAGGCUGGUAGGGGAGUGAAGAGGAAGAACUCUUCCCCUCCGCCCACCCUCCCUCCUCCUUCCUCCUCCACCUCCACCUCCCCUGCCAACAUUGUGUUUGUCACUCCCAGCAAGGAAAAGGAUGAAAGCAAGCCCACCUCUGCCAAGAAACCGCGACGGAGGAGCACGUCGACAGGGCUGGCCCUGAGUAAAACAGGCUCACCCUCUUCUUCUUCUUCCGCCUCCCCUUCCUUCAACCCUGCAGCCAUGACAGAGAGACAGCAGAUGGCCUACCUGCUCCAGAUGACCGACCCUCAGAAGAAUGAGGACCCCCCAGCUGCCGGGGCGGCAGGGAAAGAGGCGACCACACCCAGCAGCAGAGUCCACAAGCGGAACGAGAGGGGAGAGACUCAGCUCCACGUGGCCUGCAUCCGCGGGGACCUCCGUCUUGCCACCUCACUCAUCGAGCAAGGGGCAGAGGUCAACGCCACCGACCAUGCAGGCUGGACGCCACUGCACGAGGCGUGUAACCAUGGCCACCCUGACCUCGUCUCCCUCCUACUGAGGUCUGGAGCCGGCGUCAACACUCACGGCAUGGACGGAGACACGCCCCUUCAUGAUGCAACCGUCAAUUCCCACCCCAAGGUGAUACAGCUGCUGAUGGAGCGUGGUGGUGAUCCAAAUCUCCCCAACCAGAAGGAGCAGACGGCACUGGACGUCUGUCACAACGAAGAAAUCCGUCGCCUGCUGACUGCCUCUUUUUCACCCCCCACACAACAUGCACACUCUACCCCACCCACUGCUCUUCCUGCCUCUGUGUCUCUAGGAGAAGGCAAUCGCGAACCAAUAGAGGGUGAGCCGAAAGACAAACUAACACAUUCUCAGGACGACAGUGCAUUCUUCCCCAAUCCACCUCCAUUGCCCCUGCAAUCAGUCCAUCAUAAGGUCGAAAUUCAAUCUACUACCCCAAGUGGCUCGACUGGCUCCGAGGCUCCCGUUCCGCAGAGUCUGGAACCAGUGAAUGCCACUCCGUCGCGGACCAGGAAACGAUCCAAGAGGGAGAGGGAGAAGGGGAGGGGUUUCGGUGACGUUUCGUCGUCUGAAAGCGACUCUGAGCUGCUGGUGACCGUGAGAAAGGCCCCGAGACUCGUGGAUCGACUGCCGGACAGUGUGAGAGAGGAGGGAGUCGGGGAAGGAGGGGAUGUGAGGUGUGGGGAGGGUGAGGGUGAGAAGGGGGAGAAGACCGAUGGAAGAACUGAAAGCGGGGACAAGAAAGAGCUAGAAGACAAAGAGUUGGUGGACGUUGAAAAAGAUGGAGACGAAGUUAAAGAGGAGAAAGAUGGGGCCAUCGACACUGAGAACGGAGUGGAAGAAAAGUCUACCAACAGUGGAAAACAGGAAGGGACAGAUGAAAGAGAGCGGCUAGGCAGUGACGAUGGACCACAUGUUGGACAGGAAGAAGAAGGACAGGGGGCGAUGGAGGAGAAAGCCAGCGCGGACGUGGCAUCAAAUGCAGCGGAAGAGAGUGCUGUUGCAGCUGUUGAAGCAGAAGCAGAGACAGGAGAACCCGAGGAGCACUCUGCAGGGAAGGAGACUGAGGCCCCACCUUCUUCUAAGACAGAGUCUUCGGUCGGCCAGCCUUGUGGUGAUCCAGACAAGUCUACAGAGAACGAGACACCGAUGAAAGAACACGGUGAACAACGUGAGGCGGAGGAGUCAUCAGAGACUCCGUCUGAGGGUAACGCAGGGAGCGAAGGUAGACAGACAGAGACUGAGAAUCGUUCAGAGGGAGAGCGAGGAGAACUAGAUGGCACGGCAAGACCAACGGAGCCGCCUCCUGAUGUUGAGAAAUCCCAGGAAGAGACAACUGCUACUGGUUUGAGUGGCGAGGCAGAGUCUGAGGUUACUGGUGAAGAUGACAAAACUACCGUGGGGGGUGAGGUGUGUGGGGGAGAGGAGAGAGAAAGGGAAGGAGAAGGUGGGGGGACGGAGGUUGGAGGGGAGGAAGAGGAGAAGAAGGGAGAGGGAGAGGGAGAGAGAGAGAGGUGGGGGUACGGUGCAUAUCUUAUCCGUACGACCAUUCUGUACACAUACAUAUAUAUAGUGAGGAUAGUGAGAACUCCCUCCAGGGAUAAAGUGCCGACUCACGAGACAUCGAUGCUGGUGCACCACGGCAAAGUUGAGUCGGUCAGCUCGCAGAUGUUGAGAGGGUGUAGUGGUGUUUCUGCAAGGGGAGACGGUAGUCUGACAGUGGAGAGGAUGGAGUCAAGCUCACCUGUGGACCACAGGGGACCGAGAGGGGGCGCGGCAGAGAAACAGCCAAAGCACGGUGGACGAAAGAGUCUCCAGGCUGCGAGGAAGACGAGAGAGGCGGGGAGAGGGGGUGAAGAGGGAGAUGUGGGAGAGGGGGAGGGGGUGUGGACCAGUGGAGGGGUGGAGGCAGUAUGGGAGACCAUGCCCCCGGGACUAAUCGGAGGAGCUGUGAAAACGAGUCAGGUACCCUCUCGAGGGGUGAGAGAUGGUGCUGGGAGACUAUCAUCGACGGGGGGCUGGGAGGGAGGACUUUUACCGAGUCACGUGAUGGAGGACCUCUCCAGCCGAGCCUCUCCGACCCUCUCCCGUGGCAGCGCCAGCCGGCUCUCGGACGAUGGGGAGGGGGACUCGGACGGACUGUCAGACGAUUCUGACAGCUCCGGUGGAACCGUCGUCUCCCUCUCCACCUCCCUCCCCAUCAAGUUCUCCGGACUCCAGCAUCAGACGCAGCACAGACCCUCUCCCCUCGCCACUGCAGUCUCGACGCCCACUGGUUGCUCGUCUGCUGAUCUGACGGCUGCCGGGGACGGUUUGGAUGUUGUAAAUGUUGCGCUGUCAGCGACUGAGGCAAGGACAUCUCCGUCAGCCCAGGGGGAAAAGGUUCCAGGAGGCUCUAAGAGACCCAAUACAGCUCCUCUGAAAGACUCUGCUUCAGAUAUGAUGGACGAGUCUACUUCACUGCCACCCAAACUGAGGAUCCGACCAGUUUUGAGGUCAGCAGUGGUUCAGCAGAGGAGGGAGAACGCAGGUUGCCCCACGCCCCUCUCCCACUUUCCUUCCUUCCUCCUCUCCCCCAAACCCCCCAGACAACAGGCACACUCUCCCACCAGCCCCGUGGUGGUGUAUCCUCCCAUACAUCUGGCAAUGUACAAGUUGUUCUCUGAGCAAGAGACAGAAAGGCUCCAGCUACACUCUGCACACCUCACUCAACAGGAUCGACUGCUGCAGUGUAUGGAGCAGGAGCUGGUGAGGGCACAUCAGAGGGCCAGUCGGCACACCUCAGCCAUCAGCGUCUGUGCCGUGCUCCUGGAGAGGAUGCUGCCUCGAGCCGAUGCCCUGGGAGACGAGAGAACUGCCACUACUGACAGUACCAGCGCCCUUCAUGAGGGAGACGGAGUGGACGAGCGACUGCUGGGAAGUCUGGUGCAGGACGUGUGGGACAAGUUCUGCCACCAGCGAGCGCUGCUGCUGUCCCGACAGAGACACGAGGCGAGGCUCUGUGGCAGCUCCAACUCCACCAGUGGGGAGACCGACUCAAGGAGCUUGGAUUCAGUCACCACUUUCCGACCAUACAUGUCCCCAAACUCUUUUGCUGAUGACCAACCUCCAAUACUUAUGACCAAUACUUCACACUGAGGACCAUCCUUCACACUUCACACAUGAUGACCACACCCCCAAUACUUGACCAUAUGCCCCAAUACUUCAAACCUACCAACACAACACCAUGAUGACCAACCCCCAAUACUUCAAAACUUGAAACCCACCAAUACUUGACAACAUGCCCCGAUACUUCAGACCCAUGAACACUUGACCAACCCCCGAUCCUUCACUUCUAAUUAGUCCCCCCCCCCAUAACACUUCACAAUUCCAUUCUGUAUCAUAAACCUGCCAAUGAAAAAGUAUCUCUCUCUCUGUCUCACUCAUGUGCGCUCAUGUUUAUUUGGGGAAAUUAAAAAACCAACUGUUGUUGGCUUUGUUGCUGUAUACAUUGAUGUGGCGGCCCCCCUAGAUGUUUAUACUGCUUAUGUAACUGGAAAGUGUUUAUGGUUAGGUGGGAUACAAAACUGAGUUGGAAUUGAAACACAAUCUACGUGUCUACUGCCCCUGGCUCUUUGCUGGAAAUGGGUCUACUAGCUCUCUUGGCUCCCCUUAGACACACCACCAUCACUGGGAGACAGCCCGCGGCUGAUAGCACUCCAAGAACUGCCAGCAGAACCAACUCAACGGUGCACAGUAGCUGCAGCAGUUCCGUUGGUCCCUUCCAAGUGAUUGUGGUCACAAUUGAGGCCCCUGUAAUAGAUGCUGUAACGAUCACAGGCCUCAGGUGGUCCUCCCCAGGCAUCAGCUAAGACUAUGCAGGCGAUUGUGGUGGCCAAGAAACAGACGACGGCUGAUAAACUGAGGCCCACAUCCGUGAUGGCUAAUACCACCGAGUAUCUCUGUAGAAAGCUGAGAAGAGAGGACAUCAGAAGGAGAACGCUGUACAAUGCCUGCCAGACCACUACUAUGAUGCUGAGCAAUAUCAGCCAGGCAGAUGUUGACACUGUACUGUCCACCAGGUCCUCUAGCUGUUUGAUGGAUUGUGGUG